AUGGCCGGUACUGAUGACUUCGUCUUCGUGGAGCUUCCAGAAGCCGAAGCAGUUGUGGGAGCCUGUGUUAAUUACGUGCCAGUCCGAGUGACUCUUCAAGCUGCCUGUACCGUGUCAAACCUCCUGCACGCAUUUCACGAGCAACAGACCCGGAGCAUGGCCUUCGAGACUAUUGAACACGACGAUCUGUUGGCGCAGUCGGCCUGCCAGGGGCCCAGUCGAACCAUAAAACAUAUAUUCCGCUUGCCUUAUUAUCAUCCCCGUGAGGCAGGUAGUCCCUUCUCAAAGGUGACUCUUGAGCUUAAGUUUGAUGUUUCGGAUCAGCUGUGGGAUCAGAAUCAGGCUGAUCAGACUUUGCAUCUGUUUAGUCAGACUGCAGUGCGCCUGCUGGAGAGCCCUCCGGUGCUGCCCUUGACUUUUUGA
Messenger RNA from Aspergillus neoniger CBS 115656, 423 nucleotides. RefSeq lists its product as uncharacterized. The record is from RefSeq and is a predicted model, not a curated record. The transcript is spliced from 2 exons. Lineage: Eukaryota; Fungi; Ascomycota; Eurotiomycetes; Eurotiales; Aspergillaceae. The coding region runs from base 1 to 423 and encodes 140 amino acids.